AUGCGACUGCUAUACAUUGCAAGCGAUGGGAGGCUCAGCUGGACCGACGAUUUGCUCAACAAUCAGAUCCCCCCCUAUGCGAUCUUGUCACACACUUGGGAAGGGCAGGAGGUAGCCUAUAAGGAUCUUAAGAACCACAGAGACAAAGAGAAUAUCGAUGCAAGGCUCAAGGGUGGAUACCAGAAGAUCUUCUUCUGCGCUGAGCAAGCUAAGCGCGAUGGUCUGAACCACUUCUGGGUAGACACCUGCUGCAUCGACAAGGCAAACAACACAGAACUGUCAAAAGCGAUCAACUCUAUGUUCCGGUGGUACCAGAACGCCAGAAAGUGUUACGUCUACCUUUCAGAUGUCGAAAAUGAUACUCUAAAAGGUGAUGGCGAGUUGGUGUUUAGGCGGAGCAGGUGGUUUAACCGCGGCUGGACCCUCCAGGAACUUCUGGCUCCCCAUUCCGUCGAGUUCUUUUCUAAAGACGGAGCGCGGCUGGGGGACAAAGAAUUGCUUAAGCAUCUUAUACACGAGAUUACAGGAAUCCCAGUCGAAGCUCUGUCAGGGAGCGACGUGUCUGAGUUCGACGUUGCCAAGCGGUUCUCAUGGGCAGCGAAUCGGCAGACUACAGAGGAAGAAGAUGGAGCGUAUUGUCUAUUCGGUAUAUUUGGCGUCCACUUACCACUAAUCUAUGGCGAAGGCAAAGAAAACGCACUCGAGCGGCUGAGAAGUGCAGCUAUCCUGAAGCAUAAGGGUCGCAGCCAUAACCAAGAAGAGAAAAUUGGCAAGAUCUGUACCUGGCUCUCGGCGCCGGACCCGUCCACCAACUACCACAAAGCGCACAAGCAGCGGCAGGCUGACACUGGGCUCUGGCUGCUGAAUGGUCCGAAUUUCUCCCAAUGGAAGGAAAGUGCGGCGUCGCGACUGUGGCUGUAUGGGAUACCAGGGUGUGGAAAGACCAUCCUAAGCUCUACCAUCAUCAAGCAUCUGCUACAGCACUGCAAUGAUGACGCGGGCAUGGUGACGGCGUACUUCUACUUCGACUUCAACGAUGCACAGAAACAGGAUCCAGAGCUGAUGCUCCGCUCUUUGCUCUGCCAGCUCCUGCAGCGUUCCUCCAUGAUACCUAAAGGCGUCGACGCGUUGUUCUCAUCCAGCGACAACGGACAGCGGCAGCCACCACUGCAUGCGCUUCUGGAAGUGAUACCGCAGGUAAUGCAACAGUUUACGCAUGCCUACAUUGUUCUAGAUGCGCUCGACGAAUGCACUUCACGCCCAGAGCUGAUGGACGUGCUCGAGACUGUGGCCGGGUACCAGCUUGACAGCGUGCAUCUGCUCAUGACCAGCCGCAAAGAGCGGGACAUCGAAAGCUCUUUGGAGAUUUAUAUCAAGGAGGAGGACACUAUCUGUCUUCAGAGGGACGUAGUGGAUAAAGACAUACAACGAUACGUUCAACAAAGGUUGUCUAAUGAUAAGAGUUUGACAAAAUGGAACAAGGACGCCGCCAUCAGGCAAGAGAUUGAGGCUGCACUGAUGCGCGGAGCUCGCGGGAUGUUCCGAUGGGCUUUCUGUCAGCUUGACACGUUGGCAGAGUGUCGCAAUCGAACAAUGCUGCGCAAGUCGCUGGCCACUCUGCCGCAAACGCUGGACCAGACAUACGACCGCAUUCUCACCGCUAUCGGCGAAGGAGACUGCGAGUACGCGAUGCGCAUCCUGCAGUGGCUGACGUUCUCCAUGCGGCCGAUGUCGGUCGAAGAGGUUGCGGAGGUUGUCGCCAUUGACAUGGCGCGUGACCCAGCGUUCGACUGCGAUGAUGUGCUAGAGGAUCCGCUGGAAGCGCUGAACAUCUGCUCGAGUUUGGUCACAAUUUCAACAAUCCAGGGCCAAGGAAGAUCAGGCCCUGCCCGGCGGAUUAUCGCUCUCGCACACUAUUCUGUCCAGGAAUACCUUGUGUCUGACAGGAUACAACAGGGUCCAGCAAAGCAAUACAAGAUGCAUGAAACCGGAAGUCACGGUAUGAUAACGGGUGGGUGUUUAAAGUAUCUGCUACAGUUACAGCGACCAUUGUCGGAAGAAGUCAUUCAGACAUCGACGCUGGCACGGUAUGCGGCAGAGUUCUGGAGCAGUCAUCUUGGGCAAACAGGAGAGGACAUGGAAAGAUUGAGCCAGCUAGCGAUAGAUCUCAUGUCGACGGAAAACCCCGCGUACCUCACCUGGAUCCAAUUGUAUGAUCCGGACAGUCUUUGGAUGCAACCAGAUCUGAGCAAAGGUCUCGGAAGCGUAACAGCGCCGCUUUACUACGCAUCGCUUUUAGGCCUGGAUACAAUCGCGAGCCUGUUGCUGGACCAAGGCGCUGAGGUCAACACACGAGGCGGACGCUACGGCAACGCACUCCAUGCAGCUUCAAUUAAAGGCCACAAGCAGGUACUGAUAGUUAAGAUGCUAAUCGAAAACAAGGCAGACGUCAACGCUCAAGGUGGCAAAUACGGCAAUGCGCUCCAGUCAGCUUCGGCUGCAGGUCGCCAAGCAAUAGUACAGCUGCUCCUUGAUAAGGGUGCUGGUGUGAACAAAAAGGGCGGUCUAUAUAACAGCGCUCUCAACGCGGCUGCGGCUGAAAGUCAUACAGACAUAGUCAGGCUUCUGCUGGAGAAC
This is a messenger RNA of Didymella exigua CBS 183.55, 2637 nucleotides long. RefSeq names its product HET-domain-containing protein. The record is from RefSeq and is a predicted model, not a curated record. Lineage: Eukaryota; Fungi; Ascomycota; Dothideomycetes; Pleosporales; Didymellaceae. Gene Ontology annotation, molecular function: protein binding. The annotation marks the transcript as partial. The transcript is spliced from 3 exons.